AUGGCCGCUCUGAGACUUCUACUCAGUCUUUUUGAGGCCGGUGUGUUCCCUGGUUGUUCUUUUGUCCUUACUUCUUGGUAUGAGCCCGGAGAACUUUAUCGCCGAAUGGCCAUUUUCUAUUCGGGAGCUUCUGCUGCGCUCGACGGCACUUGGGGAUACCGUGGAUGGAGGUUCAUCUAUGUUAUCGAAGGUGUAUUCACAUUUCUGUGUGCUUUGACCGGCUUCUACUUCAUCUACGACACACCAGCCAAAGUCAAAUGGUUGAGUGACGAGGAACAGGAAUUUCUCCUCCUACGUGCCAAAUUCUCCGCGGGAGGUGAAUCAGGUGUAACGGAAGAAACUCGCUUCUCGUGGAAGCCUGCUUCUGCGGCCAUGAAAUCUUCCCACAUUUAUGCCACUGCCCUUAUAGAGUUCACAUGUUGUGUGGGGGUCUAUGGAUACAGCUUUGUGCUACCCACAAUUAUCAAUAACUUGGGGUACACCGCAGCCAAUGCUCAAGCCAUGUCCGUGCCACCAUAUGUCUUCGCCUGCAUUUGUCUCAAUGUGAUGGCACUUGUUGGCUUGGUCAUCAUCAUGGUCAGUGUGAGGUAUACUAAUCUUGUCGGGGUGACGCUGUUUGGUGUCUUCAUUACGACGGCUGGCUUGUACCCUAUUUCGCCUGCGGCGGCUGCCUGGGUCUCACUCAAUUGUGCAGGAUCCAUGAAGAGAGCCAUUGUUGGUUCCAAUAUCUAUAUCGGGGACCAAGCCCCCAGGUACCCUGUGGGUUUUGGAGUCAGCAUCGGCAUGCUGGCAAUGUUUGGGUGCAUAUGGCCUAUUACAUACUACUUCAUACUCAAGCGCACCAAUGCUAAGCGAGACGCUAUAAGUCUUGAAGAGAUAAGGGCCAAAUAUACCGAAGAACAGUUGGCAGAUAUGAGCGAUUUGAGCCCUACAUUCCGAUACUCAACUUAA
Messenger RNA from Talaromyces stipitatus ATCC 10500, 951 nucleotides. RefSeq names its product pantothenate transporter, putative. Bases 1 to 951 code for a protein of 316 amino acids. The transcript is spliced from 4 exons. Gene Ontology annotation, molecular function: transmembrane transporter activity. The record is from RefSeq and is a predicted model, not a curated record. NCBI's taxonomy places the organism in Eukaryota, Fungi, Ascomycota, Eurotiomycetes, Eurotiales, Trichocomaceae. Gene Ontology annotation, cellular component: membrane. Gene Ontology annotation, biological process: transmembrane transport.